AUGCCGCGCAAAGUGCUCAUCGGUUUCGGCGUGGACGUGGAUGCAGUAGCCGGCUGGUUGGGCUCCUACGGAGGCGAAGACUCCCCUCUGGACAUCUCCCGUGGCGUGUUCGCGGGCGAAGUGGGCACGCCUCGGCUCCUGAAGCUGUUCGCCAAGUACAACAUCAAGACGACAUGGUUCAUUCCCGGCCACAGUCUAGACACGUUCCCCGAGCAGAUGGCUGCGGUGCGCGAUGCCGGCCAUGAAAUCGGUUUGCAUGGGUACUCGCACGAAAACCCGGUGUCGAUGACCUUCGAGCAGCAGCUCGACAUUCUUAACCACACUCACGAGAUGCUCACCAAGUUCUGCAACGGCGUGCCUCCCAAAGGCAGCGUGGCGCCCUGGUGGGAGACCAGCAAAGAGGGCACGAUGAUUUUGUUGGACAAGGGCAUCGAAUACGAUCACUCGAACAUGGCUCAUGACUCCCAGGCCUACUACUUGCGCGACCAGGACCUGUGGACGAAGAUCGACUACCAGGCCAAGGCCGAAACGUGGAUGAAGCCGCUCGUGCGUGGCAAAGAGACUGGGCUGGUCGAGAUCCCGGCGAAUUGGUACCUUGACGAUUUGCCGCCGAUGAUGUUCAUCAAGUCGAGCCCGAACUCGCACGGCUGGGUGAACGCACGUGAUGUGGAGCAGCUGUGGAAAGAUAUGUUCACGUACCUAUACAGAGAAGAAGAGAAUUUUAUCUUCCCAAUCACGAUCCACCCGGAUGUCAGUGGACGGCCGCACGUCCUCCUGAUGCUCGAGCGCUUCAUCGAGUGGGUGAACACGCACGACCACGUGCACUGGGUGCGCAUGGCCGACAUGGCCGCCGACUUCCGCGCACGCGUCCCGCCCCCGCCCGGCGCGCGGAUGCCCGCCGGCUACGACGACUCCACCGCCGGCGCGGCCGUUUGA
Messenger RNA from Epithele typhae, 936 nucleotides. Its product is annotated as glycoside hydrolase/deacetylase. NCBI's taxonomy places the organism in Eukaryota, Fungi, Basidiomycota, Agaricomycetes, Polyporales, Epitheliaceae. The transcript is spliced from 12 exons. Gene Ontology annotation, molecular function: hydrolase activity, acting on carbon-nitrogen (but not peptide) bonds. Bases 1 to 936 code for a protein of 311 amino acids. The record is from RefSeq and is a predicted model, not a curated record. Gene Ontology annotation, biological process: carbohydrate metabolic process.